This is a messenger RNA of Pieris napi, 4965 nucleotides long. RefSeq names its product sarcolemmal membrane-associated protein (gene Slmap). NCBI's taxonomy places the organism in Eukaryota, Metazoa, Arthropoda, Insecta, Lepidoptera, Pieridae. The coding region runs from base 348 to 2711 and encodes 787 amino acids. The transcript has 14 exons. The record is from RefSeq and is a predicted model, not a curated record. Gene Ontology annotation, molecular function: protein binding.
AACUCAACAAAACAAAUGUCCGAUUUCUUCACCCAUUUCGUAAGUUCUCCGAACGAUUAAUUCUUUAAUCAAGACUUAACGCCCCGUUCAAGUAUUAAAUUCAGUUGUAUUUGAAGCAAAAAAGCGGUUCAAAGGUUAAAAGUAAUGUAAAAAUGUUAGAUGUUAUGUUUAUUUAAUGAAUAUUCUGUGGAUUGCAAAUAAGUAGUAAUUGACUAGUACGAAAGGAAUCAAGUUUCAUAUUUUCUAAAUCGUAAAAUGGCAGUGAAUAAUAUCCACCUUUCACCAAUUGGCCAGUGGUUAAUCUAUCAAAUACGAUGUGUUUCUCGUUACGUUCGUGGGAGCACUAAAUGCUAACUUUGAAGGAUAGCUGUAGGAUGGUGAUAGCAAGAAAUAAGAAAUUAAAACCACAAAUGACGGCUACUGUAAAGAAUAUGGACUAUACAUGGACAGCUGGGUCAGAGGCCCCAACCAACAACCAGGAUGUGGGUGUCCCUCGGGCGGUUUUUAUUCCCCACACGAACUCGCUACCAUUUGAAGAAAGGCGAGUCACACUAGAGGAACCAGUAAAGAUCGGAAGAUAUGUGUAUCGUGGUUCACCUUGCCAGACAAAUACAAUAUUCGACUGUCGAGUACUCUCUCGUCACCAUGCGACACUCUACUACGAUAAAGGGCAUUUUUAUCUUGUGGACAAUCAGAGCAGUAAUGGAACGUACAUCAACAACAACAGAUGCUCAGUGGUUAAAGACCCGCAUGAGGUAUUUUCAGGAGAUGUGGUUCAAUUCGGUAUACCGGUGGUUGAAAAUACUGCUAACUCGGAGAAGAACACAUUUCCUCCGGUGGUAGCGAUGCUGAUGCUUUAUCACCCAGAUGGCACAGAGGCGAAGCUCCACCUCAAUGAAUUAUAUCAACUCAAUAAUUAUGUUCAAGAAGCAAUACAACGCGAAGCAUCACUCGAGAGUCGUCUGCGUACGUUACGCGAGUGCGUGGAACGUACACGGGCCGAAGCGCAGGCCGCUUGGGAGCUCUUCGUGGGUGAGCAGCGCCUGCUCAUGCGAGUGCAUACGCUUGAGUCGAUGCUCGCGGCAGGCAAACACCCCGAUACACAGCAUGUUGCUCAAUUGCUCACUGAUAAGAAGAACUAUCAGGAAGUGGCGUUAGAAAGUCUAAGAACAGCCCAUGAGCAGAGAUUAGCGCUGGAAGAAAGUCUCGAAAGGCGCAGUAGAGAAGCGGCCGCGCUGCAGAAACACAACUGCUCUUUGCGGUUGGCUGCUAAUAACGCACUUGCUGAAUUACAGAAACUCGCAGCCCGAUGUGAUCGCAAGAUGUGUGCAGCGCGACUCGCGAUAUCAACAGCUGAGGAAAGAGAAAACACGCUUCGGAAACGAUUGCCACUCAGCUAUUCCCUUCAAAACGGCGAAGCCAAAAUGCUAGUUCUGAGUACGGAUAGCAAUAAGCUUCAAGAUAAGCUGGCCAAUUCGCUGGAAGACGCCGUGCGAGCAUUACCGGAUUAUAUCAAGCUUCUACUACCACAUCCGCUUCUUAACAAGGUGGGCAUAAAGGUGAUAGCGGCGGAAUGCAAAGCCGGGAAAGACGUUGAUUUAAUAUUAAAGAAAAAUGAUUUUAACAAUACUGAAAAUAAUGAAAAACAGCAAGAGGAAGAAAGUGUGAGCUCUAGUGGAGAGAAAUCAUCAGAGUCCAAUUCUGGUAGUGAUGAAGAAAAGUCGCGGAUUAAUAAUGUAGAUAUAGACAAUGAGAAGGCAAAACUUUCAGAUGAUGAACCAGCUGAGCCGGUUGCUGACGACGGAGAGCUUCGGCCGGACAACAACGCAAACUCCACAUUCAGCGAUGGUGAUGGAAAGGAGGAGUCGCCCAGCAAAGCGGGAGUCGAGUACGCGAAUAUACUCCGCGUGAUGGGUGGCCUUAAUGAAGAGAUUAAGGCGCUGCGAGAUCGUCUAGCAGCGAGCACGGCGGAGAACGAACAAUUGCGGAACAUUCGAGAUGAUUUGCUCGCAACCACCGAAGCUGCUGACCCUCCGGAGACGCAUGACGCAGCUGCCUAUCGCGCUACGAUUGCUGAUCUGCAGGCUCAGCUUACACGUUCCAACGUAGCGGAGGAAGCGAAUCUCGCAGAAAUCAAGCGUUUGGCCUCAAACGCAGCUGAAAUGCAAGCGGAACUUGCCUUCCGUCCCACACGUUCCGACAUCGACGAUCUGACCGCAGUAGUGGGGAACCUCCAAGCCGAGGUCCUGGAAAAGGACAAUUUGAUGAAACAGCUACAGGACAAGACUACCCUCGAUAAAACAACCGAAACGUCGAGAUCUCUCGAAGAGUUGAGACCCGAAAUAGACACGAAACAAAUAUCCGCCGAUAUAGACGAACUGUUCAAGCUGGACUACGACGAUGACGACACAGAUUCAGUCGCCACAGAAAUCAGCAACGAAAAGAGUGUCACGAGCGAAUACGUGCGAAUCGACGACGAGCAACGCCUACAAGUUACGAUGCAGAAUGGCAGUUUGCACGCGCUAGAGGAAGAGCUAGUGAGAGCCAAAGAGAGAUGGGAGGAGAUAUCCGCGGAGAAGGCGAGGUUGGCCGCGCAAUUGGCCACCUUACAGAAUAAGCCGAUGCGUGUGGAUAUCACGCACCUGUUGGCGUUGACUGUGCCGAUAGUACUGGCGUGUGUGUUUUAUGCUCUGUUGCCCUACAUCUCCUGAUUGACGGCCACCUGGGAUCCACCCGGGUACGCUUAGCCCAAGACACUCGAUUGCUCAUUUUUUUCGGGAUUAAACCGAUCCCGUAUCAGAUUUAAUAGACACCAAUUGACCACGUCCAAAAUUGAUAAUCUUUAUAUAUAUAAUUAUUCUGUGAGUGUGUAUGUCACUGAACUUCUCUCGAACGACUGGACCGAUUUUGAUGAACUUUUUUGUGUGUUUUCAAGGGGAUCUGGGAAUGGUUUAGAUUCACAAAUCAGCCCGGCAGGUGGCGCUGCAGUCGGUACUUUCAUACUUUAAUAUCCUAAUAGCUUGAAAUAUCAUGCAGGACAACGUCUGUGGGGUCCACUAGUUUUCUAUAUAGGUCUAAUAAAACGUGGACUAGAGACCGUGGUGUGGUUUCAAUGUAAAGAAGGUAAUAGUAACAAUCAAGGUUUAGUCAACGUUUUAUAAUAAGGCAAUAACAAAUGAAUGUCUAGAAAACAAAUGAAGAUAGCAUUUGAAAAAAUAUAUUUUGAAAUGUUUUUUUUUUAAUUGUGGUCUAUUAUUUGAAUCCGAUAUCGGGAUUGGUGAUGAAAAGAAUUUCCGUGCCGAAGGCUCCCUUCGAAGGCUGAUUGAGUAUUUUGGAAGUGCCAUGUGACGUAUGAACGUUUCAAUGUAUAGUUUUUGUAUAAAUUUGUUGAUAUGCCAUAAUAACUGUAUAUUUGUUAAGGCCUAAAUUCGUUUGUAUUAAGGCUGGGGUAAUGUUACAAGGUUUCACUUAGAUGCAAUGCCUAUAAUUCUCAUAAUUUGCAUAUCAAAGACAUCUUGAAUUCUUAUUAAUUAAAUGCUUUAAACGUAUGCCACAAAUUCAACGGUAAUUCUUCUAGAAUUUGGACAAUUUACAUUGUGCAAGACAAGGUUUGACGUUUUGAAAUAUAUGUUCAAAUAAGAGCUUAUAAAAUUGUCUAUGCCACAUCAAAAGAGUUGGCUUUAUUUAAGUAUUUAUAUUUGCCUCUAAUUAUUCCUAGUAAAGUCAUAUCAGCCGGUCAAUCGACCCCUGAAUGAAAAAGAACUGAUUAGCAAAAUUGCCAGUUAUACGAAUAAACGAAAAUAUUUAAAUUUCGAACGACUCCUAAAUUUGAAAAUCGAUUGGAAUUAGCUUUGCUUUUUAGAUUUCGAAUGCCGACUUUAAAAAUACGAUUAAAAUUAGAUGAACAGCAGUGUUUUUUUAAAUUUCGAACAACGUCUAAUUUAAAAUAGAUGAAGGCUGGCAACAGUGCUUCUCAAAGUGUAAAAAUCAAAAGCUUUCUUAGUAUUGCUGUAUGUUACUUAACAAGCUGUUGUAAAUGCCCUUUUAAAUUUACGGACAAUUUUUCAUAAUUCGUAUAAUAGCGCUUGGAGUAUCAAACAACUUGUCUACUAGGAUAAAUAGAACUAAAUUAAGAUGUCCAUAGUGACAUAACAUAGGGUUUUGGUCUGUCAUUAAAAAUAAAUAAAAAAAUCUCAUUUACAUAUCACGAGGUGUGGGCAUUUAAAAUCUGUGGCGAGUUUUCGAUUUUUGCAUUUUCUAGUCUUAGGGUAAGAUAGUCGGGUCUUAGCGCUCAGAUUCCCAUAAGUCAAAAGCCAAAACAUUUUUGACAGCAGUACAAAGCGCUAAGUCUUGACUGAAUUUUACCAUAAAUGUCUUAUAUUUUAUACGUAUUCGAAUUUUAUUUCCCCAACCAUUGCACUAUUUUUUAGACAUUUAACAUAUAGAUUAUUUAGUUGCAAUACUCUUAGUUUAGAUUUUUUAUAUAUUUUCAUGCUUCGAUGAUUUAAGUUAAUAUGGGAAGAGUAUUGACUAUUAUUUAGUGAACAAACCUAACUUACCAAAAAAUAUGAAAGUGAGGGUUAUUUUGCUUAGAAAGGUAAGUGUUAAUACUUUUCCUGAAUGAUUCGUCAUCAAAUGGAAAUAGCGAUUGGUAUUGCAUCGUUUUGAAUAUGUUUUGAAUGAUGUAAAGUGCGUUUGAUCUCGCUAGAGGUCGCACGUUUCGUGAUGUCAACGCCAAUAGAGUUCAAUUCGUAAAUAUAGUUAGGGAUAUUAUGUACCACGUUGAAAAACUAUCAUUUAAUUUAUUUUAAUUGUUGCACGUAUUGUUAUGUUCGAUGUUUUAUUUUGCGUUUCACUUUGUAUAUAGUUAGUAACCCUUAAUUUCGGAGUAUAUUUAAAAAGAAUAAUAUCGCAUUCAAUGUGGAUGUACUGAAAAUUUAUUGGAAAUAAUAUUGAUUUGUUUAA